Molecule: messenger RNA, 348 nt
Organism: Histoplasma capsulatum G186AR
Lineage: Eukaryota; Fungi; Ascomycota; Eurotiomycetes; Onygenales; Ajellomycetaceae
Exons: 2
Coding region: 1-348 (115 amino acids)
Source: RefSeq, a predicted model, not a curated record
AUGGAGCACAUGUUCAUUCCGCCUGCUGAGAUGAAGAAACAGUGUCUCAUUCAGAUGUUGGAGUUGGCAUUCUGGCAGAUGCGUGUAAUGAGUAACAAUCAUCUCAAGCUGGAUGCACUGACAGAUUGGCUCUAUGCCAUGCGCCGUUCUCCCUCAACACCGCCUAACCCAAAGAAUGAAGACAAGCUGUUAGCCAAACGGAAUCGCGCCAAGGCUUAUGAGUGUGGGUAUGCUGUAGACGUGCAAGCACAGACAAGACAGUCCGUUUCCCUUCCUCACUCAUGUGCACGACGAUGUGGUGUCGGGGACCGACACCGUCAUCACAUUCUUGGUCCGCUGCUGCAUUAA